Messenger RNA from Spirodela intermedia, 540 nucleotides. The record is from the annotation of a GenBank genome assembly. Lineage: Eukaryota; Viridiplantae; Streptophyta; Magnoliopsida; Alismatales; Araceae.
AUGCCACUGGAGGAUGGUGAAGAUGGUCUGUGCGACGGUGAGGACGAGGAGGAAGACGGCGGCGGCGAGGGAGAGGAAGGCCCAGGGGCUGCGGAAGUAGGUCUGCAUCAGGUUGGCCCGCCAGACGUUCCAUCUCCUCUGGCAGUAGGUGCUGACCUGAUUGUGCACCUCGUUGAGGCCUCCGUUGGGAUCGAGAGACACGUCCUUGGAGAGGCUGUUGAACAGCUGCGCGACCGCCUUGUCGCUGCCGAUGGCGUUCUGGAUGAUCCGGCAGUUUUGCAGCAGCUCGACGUCCCUGGCGGAGUCGAUGAUCCUGUCCAUGAAAAAGACGUAGGAGGUGACCUCGUUGCCGGCGCCGACGUGGAGGCGCUCCAUGGCCAUGAGGUUACGGAACAUGGGCUCCAUCAGGUCGUCCACCACCACCUCCGGCAGGAUGAGCACGCCGCCCCGGAGAAACCCCCCCCGGAACUGAAUGUUCCGCAGGCUCCUGCACCCGCUCCCGCGGAACCGCACGCCGGCGUCGUUAAGCUUCGUCGCUGA